CCGUGAUCACCAGUUACGGUCGGUCGCGGACAAUCGCCGCGACACGACAACCUCGUGCACCUCGUGCCAGCCGGCCGUGUGGCUAUGCAUGACGCACGCAUUACAACGCGAGAGAGAGGGGGGAGGGGGGCCACUCAGUGGAGCCAAUGUCGGUGUCCAAAAUCGCGGCCAUCUACAAUGGUGAUAAUCAUUCCGAUCACUCACACACACAGACGCUAGCCGGGAACACGGACAGCGAGCAGGCGAGCGGACGUGCUCUAGGCUGCUCUAGGCCCGGUGCGGCCCUGGGCCCGGCUAGGCCCGGCCAGUAACAGCCAGCGCCACCACCAUGGCCAGGGCCACCAAGGCCCUCCGCGUCGUCGCCCUGCUCACUUCGCUGCAGCACGGCGGCGCCGUCUCCCUGUCCGACAUCCCCAUCAUCGGGGUGAGGUGGCCGCGGCGGCAGUGCUUGCUCCGGACCGUCGAGGCGCUGAACAAGCGCGUCUGCUUGCAGGCCCAGAUCAAAGGCACGCACCUGGAGCUGAGGCCCAUCGCCGUGGGCCGGUGCGAGCACCUGCAGCACGCCCUCGUCAAGACGGCGGUCACGUACAGGAUGUCGGGCCGCACCAGGGUGGUCAUGGACGUGGACGUCACCGUCAACCAGUCCGUCAAGCAGUACACGCAGAUGCUGAUCGAGCUGACCAAGUGCAAGGACGUGGUGUCGGACAACUCCUGCACGCCCUCGAGCCCCGUGGUGCAGAGGGAGGGCGUGUGCGCGGCCAUCCACGCGCCCCUCAUGCCCUGGACCGACCUCAUCAACAAGAUCCACCCGACGCCGCGCUGCCCCAUCCUCGAGGGCAACUACAAGGCUCACAACUUUUCCAUCGACAUGACGGGGGUGGACUCUCUCCUGUCCAAGGAGACCAAGACCCAACAGCUGGAGGGGUUCGUCUGGCGCGCGCGGAUGUUGUUCUUCGAGCACGAGGCGAUCCACUUGUGCUUCGAGGCCAUCUUCGAGUUCGUGCGCGUUCGCAACUCGGCCGGCCGGCUGGCCGACAGAGUCGACAAGCGAGGGCAGGCGUCGAGCACGGUCCAGCCAAGGCGUGCUCGCCCCGAGUCCACUGUGGCCCCCGCGGUGGCUUCUUGAGGUCCUGGAGGUCUGGACCAGUCUGGACGUCUCAAGGGCAACAGGAGCAGCCCUGAGUGGUCUCACGACGAAUGCCUGCCUGCAGCGCCCCCGCGC
Molecule: messenger RNA, 1222 nt
Organism: Thrips palmi
Lineage: Eukaryota; Metazoa; Arthropoda; Insecta; Thysanoptera; Thripidae
Exons: 4
Coding region: 329-1126 (265 amino acids)
Source: RefSeq, a predicted model, not a curated record